Penicillium subrubescens is the source of this 2096-nucleotide messenger RNA. Its product is annotated as Eisosome component PIL1/LSP1 family protein. The transcript has 4 exons. Gene Ontology annotation, cellular component: plasma membrane; eisosome filament. Gene Ontology annotation, molecular function: lipid binding. Bases 248 to 1288 code for a protein of 346 amino acids. The record is from RefSeq and is a predicted model, not a curated record. Gene Ontology annotation, biological process: negative regulation of protein kinase activity; eisosome assembly; endocytosis. NCBI's taxonomy places the organism in Eukaryota, Fungi, Ascomycota, Eurotiomycetes, Eurotiales, Aspergillaceae.
GCUGCAUCCACAGUAAAAGUCACCGGCUGGAGAUAUUAGCCUCGACUUCUGCUCAGUUACCACUACGAACAGAGUGAACCAAAUAUUUCUCUCUCAUCUCCUGCAUCUCCUGACUAUUACCCCUUGUCGAUCUCCGGUUGCAGUGCUCUUCCGUCACAUCCCGUACCCUCAAUCUCAAUCAAUCUCUCUCCUUAUCCUUCCUCCUCGACUCCAAACCCCCUAAUCGGUUCCUACUAUUACCGCCGCCAUGCAUCGCACCUAUUCUAUGCGCCAGUCGCGCGCCCCGACCGCCUCGCAGAUCGAGAACCCCCCACCACCUAUGUCCUCUACCAAGUCGAACCGGUGGCUCGGAAAGGGUGGCAUUGGCCAUGCAUUCCGUAAAAACGCCGCCGGUGCUUUCGGCCCUGAUCUCGCCCGCAAGUUGUCGCAGCUGGUUAAGAUGGAGAAGAACGUCAUGCGCAGCAUGGAGCUGGUCGCACGGGAGCGCAUGGAGGUCGCUCAACAACUCUCCAUCUGGGGUGAAGCCGCCGACGAGGAUGUCUCCGACGUAACCGACAAGCUGGGCGUUCUUAUCUACGAGAUCGGUGAGCUUGAGGAUCUGUUCGUUGACCGCUACGACCAAUACCGCGUGACCAUCAAGAGCAUCCGCAACAUCGAGGCCUCGGUCCAGCCCAGCCGUGACCGCAAGCAGAAGAUCACCGAUGAGAUCGCCAAGCUCAAGUACAAGGAUCCCAACUCGCCGCGCAUCGUCGUGCUGGAGCAGGAGCUCGUCCGUGCCGAGGCCGAGUCUCUCGUCGCCGAGGCUCAGCUGUCCAAUAUCACCCGUGAAAAGGUCAAGGCCGCCUUCCAGUACCAGUUUGAUGCGCUCCGCGAGCACUGCGAGAAGGUCGCCAUUGUCGCCGGUUAUGGAAAGCACCUGCUCGACCUGAUCGAUGACACUCCCGUCACUCCCGGUGAGACCCGCCACGCUUAUGACGGCUAUGAGGCUAGCAAGGCCAUCAUUCAGGACUGCGAGGAUGCUCUCAGCAACUGGGUCUCCUCCAAGGCGGUCGUCAAGUCCAACAUGUCCCAGCGCUCGCGCACCCUCUCCCAGCGCCACCGUAACAACGUCAACAAGAGCGGCGAAGGUGUCGACCUAUCCCACCAAGACCAGCCCAUGACUGGAGACCGCGACUCCUGGCUGCCUGCUGACCAGCACCCGAGCUACGAUGACGGCGAGGACGUUCUCAGCACCGUGGAUGGCGAGACACGCGGCCGCGAGGAGGAGCGGGUGCCCCUCGCCUCCUAAGUAAAGGCGACACAAUGAUUUCGGUAUUUUUGUGUUUCCUUUGUUGUUUUCCUACUUCACGAAUUUGACGGCUUCGUUUCUCGCCCAGUUUGGAGGGCUGCAUGAGAUGGAGGGAAAGGAUCGGAGUAAAUCUACGGUUCGUACCUCGGCCUCAGACCUGGAUCUUCACCUCAAUCCCCGUUUACUUCCACUCUCCAAUUUCUCAAACACCACACUCGUUUCUGCGUCUGCGUUGUCCGGUGCUAGGGUUUCACCCGGCUCGAGAAGGAGAUGGUCUUGGCAUUGCAUACGGAAUUUCAUCAUAUUUCCGUUCUUUAAUUCGUCGACCCCGGGAUGGAUGUCAGUCACGUCAUUCAUGUCUCUCCAUCCCUGGCCAUCACUUUCCGAGCCAGCCAUCUACGAACCCUUGCAUUGAGUCCACCUGAUGAUCUCCUGCCUAUGUCGUGAUACCGCACCCGUUGGUCGUGCUUGCCGUUACCCCGAUUUUUUGUCCUGUGUGGCUCCUGGGGGACUGUGGGCCGCAGGAGCCCCAUGCUCCAGUCGGUUCCCUUUCCGAUUCCCAGGUUCUAUUCUAAGAGAUGGAAUCGGGUACAUGUGUGACUCUGCACAACCGAAAGAAAACGACUGGGCAUUCCUCUUUUUCUGCUUUGACUUCCCUUCGUCCCUUGUUGUUUGUUUCUCUAAUGUAAUACCAUCUUGUGCUGUCCUGUUAUUCUCUUUUUCUUCGUGGGUUUAUAUUGGCCGAAGCCUCGUUCGGGGAUGAGAUUUCAGAAUGAGGAUAGGAUAGGAUAGGAUAGGAUAGGAUAUG